Messenger RNA from Botrytis fragariae, 2616 nucleotides. Its product is annotated as putative dna replication licensing factor mcm2 protein. Bases 1 to 2616 code for a protein of 871 amino acids. Gene Ontology annotation, biological process: double-strand break repair via break-induced replication; mitotic DNA replication initiation; DNA replication. Lineage: Eukaryota; Fungi; Ascomycota; Leotiomycetes; Helotiales; Sclerotiniaceae. Gene Ontology annotation, cellular component: MCM complex; nucleus. The record is from RefSeq and is a predicted model, not a curated record. Gene Ontology annotation, molecular function: single-stranded DNA binding; ATP binding; single-stranded DNA helicase activity. The transcript has 2 exons.
AUGUCAUCAGCCAACCGCGGUGUCGAUGGGGGUCGAAAUCGUCGCAAGCGCUCCAGAGAGCCAGAAGAUGAUGAUUUGCCAGGUGGUGCCGCACCUUCUAGUCCACCUGGAGAUUUCAGAUCCUCCCCACCAGCACCAAUCCGGCACGGUGUCGAAGACGAGGAUGAUGACGAGAUAGAGGAUGAUGUUGAGAUCGCUGUCGAUAUCGAUGAUGUAGAUGAGAUGGCAGAAGAUGAGGAUGGAAUUGACCUCUUCGCUGGCAAUUAUGAACGAGAUUACAAUGCCCAAGACAAUACAAAUUACGAGGGUGCGGAUAUUGACGACGAAGGGGACUACGAUGAACUCGACGCUGCUGCCAGAAGACAGCUCGAAGCCCGAUUGAAUCGUCGUGAUAGAGAGCUUGCUAGACAGCGCCGUAUGCCAGCUGCUUUCUUGCAAGAUGAAGAUGAGGACGGAGACUUGGAUUUAAUGAACCAACCAAGACGUAGACGCCAUCACUAUGAUGAAGACGAAGAUGAAGACAUGCAAGAGGAUAUUAUGGAAGAAGAAUUGUCUCUCGAGACUUUACAGGACGUCAAGUCGUCCAGUCUGGUCGAGUGGAUUGCUACACCAUCCGUUCAAAGAACUAUUCGGAGAGAAUUCAAAGCUUUUCUCACCGAAUACACCGACGACCAUGGAGUUUCUGUUUAUGGUAGCCGCAUCAAGACACUAGGAGAGAUCAACGCAGAAUCAUUAGAGGUUUCAUAUGACCAUUUAUCCGCCUCGAAAGCCAUCCUUGCAUAUUUCUUGGCGAAUGCUCCAGGCGAGAUGCUUCAAUUAUUCGAUGAAGUUGCUAUGGAGGUUACCCUUUUGCAUUAUAAUGAUUACCAACAAAUUCAUUCCGAGAUUCACGUUCGAAUUACCGAUUUACCCGUUCAUUAUACUUUACGACAACUUCGCCAAACACAUUUAAAUUGUCUUGUUAGAGUCAGCGGUGUGGUUACUCGCCGAAGUGGUGUAUUUCCCCAAUUGAAAUAUGUCAUGUUCGAUUGUUCCAAAUGUCAUACAAGACUUGGCCCUUUCCAACAAGAGUCCAAUGUGGAAGUUAAGAUUUCUUUCUGUGCAAAUUGUCAAUCUCGUGGUCCUUUCAACCUGAACUCGGAGAAAACUGUCUAUCGCAACUAUCAAAAAUUGACCCUUCAAGAAUCUCCAGGCACUGUUCCUGCUGGUCGUCUGCCCCGUCAUCGUGAAGUUAUUCUUCUCUGGGAUCUUAUCGACAAAGCCAAGCCCGGCGAGGAGAUUGAAGUCACGGGUGUUUACCGCAAUAACUACGAUGCUCAAUUGAACAAUCGAAACGGUUUCCCUGUAUUUGCAACAAUAUUAGAGGCCAACAAUGUUGUCAAAUCUCAUGACCAACUUGCUGGAUUCAGACUCACAGAAGAAGAUGAGCAUGAGAUUCGCGCACUUUCUCGGGAUCCUCAAAUUGUGGAUAAAAUUAUCAAUUCGAUUGCUCCAAGUAUUUAUGGCCAUACUGAUAUCAAAACAGCCGUGGCCUUGUCACUCAUGGGUGGAGUUGCCAAAGUUGCUCAAGGAAAGCAUCAUAUCCGUGGUGAUAUAAAUGUACUACUUCUUGGAGAUCCUGGAACAGCAAAAUCUCAAGUUUUAAAGUAUGUAGAAAAGACCGCCCACAGAGCAGUCUUUGCCACUGGUCAAGGAGCUAGUGCUGUUGGUCUCACAGCAAGUGUACGCAAAGAUCCUCUUACUAGUGAGUGGACUUUGGAAGGUGGUGCUUUGGUGCUUGCAGAUAGAGGAACAUGUCUCAUCGAUGAGUUUGAUAAGAUGAACGAUCAAGAUCGAACAUCAAUUCACGAAGCUAUGGAACAACAAACUAUUUCGAUCUCCAAAGCUGGUAUCGUCACAACACUCCAGGCUCGAUGUGGUAUUAUUGCGGCAGCCAAUCCAAUUGGUGGACGUUACAAUUCAACCAUCCCCUUCUCACAGAAUGUUGAGCUCACUGAGCCAAUUUUGUCUCGUUUCGACAUUCUUUGCGUUGUUCGUGAUACUGUCGAUCCGGCGGAAGAUGAAAGACUCGCUAGAUUCGUCGUGGGUUCUCACUGUCGUUCCCAUCCAGGAAGCCAACCUACGGAUGAAAAUCAAGCCUCUAUGGAAACAGAGCAUGACGCUGAAAUGCGCGACAGUGCUAUCAAUGGUGGCGAGCCAAAACAAGAAGGCGAGAUCAAACAAGAGUUGCUUCGAAAAUACAUUCUUUAUGCUAGAGAAAGAUGCAGCCCAAAGCUAUACAACAUCGAUGAAGAGAAAGUUUCCAAGCUCUUUGCAGAUAUGAGAAGAGAAUCAUUAGCGACCGGAGCUUAUCCUAUCACUGUUCGCCAUCUUGAAGCCAUCAUGCGUAUCAGUGAAGCGUUUUGUCGAAUGCGCCUCUCUGAAUAUGUCUCUGCGCAGGAUAUUGAUCGAGCGAUUGCUGUCACCAUUGAUUCUUUCGUUGGGAGUCAAAAGAUUAGUUGCAAGAAAGCACUCGCCCGUGCUUUUGCGAAGUAUACACUUGCAAGACCUGGUGGCGGAAGGAGGAACAGAAAUUCUGAGAGAGGACAGAGAGCGGCUACUGCGACAAUGGCUUAA